CCGACCCCGAGCGUCUUCCGUCAUUUCCGGCGCUUCAAGGGUGGUUCCGGUAGUCUUCGUAAACCUUGGAAGUAGUAAUUUAAGCAAUGCCCAUUUAAUUAAUUGAUUUGCGAACACGAAGAAAGCUCGGCGGAUAAUUUGUGAGCCAUAAAUUAAAAGCCCUUGAUUUUUACGUUGAGAAAUCUUAAUGUACUUUACUUUUAACCUUUAACCUGAGGCUGGGGGCAUCGGAGAGAAACGCCUCCGUCUCUAUAUAAGGCAUUUCCGUCCUCGUUGCGGGCCUUUUUCCCUCCUGGCGCUCGGCAGCGACUGUCUGCGCUUCUCUUUUACUCCGCUGCCGCCUAGUUCCCUGUGAGUCGUCGCCAUGGGUUUUGGAGACCUGAAAAGCCCCGCAGGCCUCCAGGUGCUCAACGACUACUUGGCGGACAAGAGCUACAUCGAAGGGUAUGUGCCGUCACAAGCAGAUGUGGCAGUAUUUGAAGCAGUCUCCGGCCCACCACCUGCUGACUUGUGUCAUGCCCUACGUUGGUAUAAUCACAUCAAAUCUUACGAAAAGGAAAAGGCCAGCCUGCCAGGAGUGAAGAAAGCUUUGGGCAAGUAUGGCCCUGCUAAUGUGGAGGACACCACAGAAAGUGGAGCUACAGAUAGUAAAGAUGAUGAUGACAUUGAUCUCUUUGGAUCUGAUGAUGAGGAGGAAAGUGAAGAAGCCAGGAGGCUAAGAGAAGAACGCCUUGCACAGUAUGAGUCAAAGAAAGCCAAAAAACCAGCACUUGUUGCCAAGUCUUCCAUCUUAUUAGAUGUGAAACCUUGGGAUGAUGAGACAGAUAUGGCAAAACUAGAGGAGUGCGUCAGAAGCAUUCAAGCAGAUGGCUUAGUCUGGGGCUCUUCUAAACUAGUUCCGGUGGGGUAUGGAAUUAAAAAACUUCAAAUACAGUGUGUAGUUGAAGACGAUAAAGUUGGAACGGAUAUGCUGGAGGAGCAGAUCACUGCUUUUGACGAGUAUGUGCAAUCUAUGGACGUGGCUGCAUUCAACAAGAUCUAAAAUCCAUCGUGGAUCAGUGAUCUUAAAUAAAAGCUUGAAAGACA
Messenger RNA from Kogia breviceps (pygmy sperm whale), 1086 nucleotides. RefSeq names its product eukaryotic translation elongation factor 1 beta 2 (gene EEF1B2). The record is from RefSeq and is a predicted model, not a curated record. Gene Ontology annotation, biological process: translational elongation. Gene Ontology annotation, molecular function: translation elongation factor activity; guanyl-nucleotide exchange factor activity. NCBI's taxonomy places the organism in Eukaryota, Metazoa, Chordata, Mammalia, Artiodactyla, Physeteridae. Gene Ontology annotation, cellular component: cytosol; eukaryotic translation elongation factor 1 complex.